AACGGAUUACUCUCCUGACAGGGUGCUCAGCACCUACAGUUUCAGGACACCACUCCUGUACUCGCUAGGGAUUUGUCAGCGUUUCAGCCAUCAGCACAAAUGAUCGGUAGGGAGUUGCAGCGUAGGUGUGAAAAAACUAAUCGUAGGCUACGGUCUAGCACGGGAGGCCUCCGCGCAGCGCCCUGUUGGAAGGCGGCGUUUCCCCCACGGCUUUUCGCAUGUGCGCGCAGAUGUCAAUGGCAAGCAGCGCUGGCUCGUUAGUGGCCCGGGAGCUGAAGCCCUUGUGAAGUCGCAGCGACGGCAGCGUGCUUUCCUGGGCGCCUGGCAGCCCACAGCGCGCUCCAGGCCGUUGUAUAUUUACCCUAUCUCUUAGUAUUGCAUUUUUUAAACUAAAUGACUGCAAACACUCGCCAGCUGCCGCGCUGAAGCACAGCUCCUCCCCGUGCAGUCCCCAGGCCGGUUCUGGGGUUUUGCACAGGUGUGAGUCACUCGCGGCAGCGGGGCCGCUCCCGGCACCACCGGCAGCUCAGCUGCUCCACAAGGCGCUCCCCGGCCGCAGACCUGGUAGGAGGGCGGACAAGAGGGACGAGGCCGCGGGUCCAGCUAGAAAGUUCCAGUCGGGGGCGAGAGCGGCGAAGCCCCCCGGAGGGCGGGAACCCCAGACAGCUCUCUCUGCACGGCUUUCCCUUGGGGCUCCGCCGAGCCCACGGCUUCCUGGGGCGCGGUGACAGCCUCGCCACUGCCCAGUCCGCGACGAGCAGCGGCACCGCCAGCUCCGGGCAGUGCUCGGUGAGUGCUGAGCGCGGAGGGGAGCUGCCGACCCUGCCGCCGAGCAGCGCCGCGGCCGCCCUCUCCCUGCCUGACUCGGUGAAAAUCAUUGUUUGGCUCCGGCAUUAACUACAUUCCAGCGGGACGCAGCGCCCAGUCUCCUUCCUCGCAUUCCUGCCCCACACAAAGGAGUCCCUGCCUUGCCGCGCCCCGCGCUCCGCUCGCCGCGCCGCAAAGCCCCUCUGGGCCGGCCGCUGCUUUCGCCCCCCGCCCGGGGGUGCGGGCCGGGCCGCGGCCCCGCUGCAGGGCGACCGGCCGGGGGCGGCGGGGGCAGGGAGCCGCCGAGCGCAAAUUCCUCCGCGCAGCGCGCCAUUGACUGGACCGAGCAACUUAUUUAAGGCUGGAAAGUGACACAGGGGCUCCUCGUUUGCGCUCGCCGCGCUUCGCCGGGCGGACCGGCCGCACCGAGGGGAUGCCGCCGGGGUGACUGCAGCCUCGCCUGGCCUCCGCCGAGCAGUCCUCCGGAGAGGGAGCCGCGUCUUCUGCUGUCCCGCCAGGACCGCGGGAAAGGGAUUGAUUUUUUUCGAGGUGCUUUUUUUUGUUCAGCUUUUGUUUUGUGUUGUUUGCUUUUCUAUUUUUUCUCUUCUCUGCUCUGGGUUGUGCUUUCGCAGAGUUCGCCGUUCUUCCCCGCCCCGCGGGGCUCCGGCCCGAGCAUGGAGAAGUACGAGGAGGACAUGGCACUGAAGGCCACCAAGUUCAUGGAGGAUCUGUCCCUCUACGAGCCCUGCUCGGAGGGUCUGUACGGCCGCGGCGGCCGCCGGGACUUGCUGCUGCACCCCGACCUGGAGGAGACCAAGAGGGUCAUCGCCGCCCACAUGACGGCGGAGCAGUGGGGCCGGAAGAUGAACGGCACCGCCGCGCCGCCGCCUGCCGAAGCCGUCCCCGCCGCCGCCCCCUGCAGCAAAGCCUACCCGCCCGCCGCGCCGGCCGCCCCGCUCCGCGCCGCCAACGGCCGCGCCGCCGCCGCCGAUCCGCCGCCGGCCGCGGGCCCGCCGUGCUGCGAGGAGGGGCUGUGCACCCGCUCCGAGGUGGCGCUGCCCUGCUACAGCGGCUUCGCCGACAAGGGCAAGCGCUACUCGGCCGAGGGCUACCGCUACGCCGCGGGCAGCGCCUACGAGGGUGGUGGUUACGUGGCCAAGGGUGGCGGGCGGGCGCCCGGUGCCCCGGACGGCAAGUACGGCUCCGCCAGCCCGCGGGCCAGCUUGGCCACCUCCUCGCCGGGCCCCGCGGCCGAGCAUGGCAAGUUCUCCAGUCCGCGCUCCAGCCUGGGCGGUGCGGCGGCGCUGCCCUACGAGAAAUACUCCAGCCCCCGCUCCAGCCUGGUGGUGCCUGGCCAGGAGAAGUACGGCAGCCCCCGCGCCAGCCUGGUGCAGUACGACGGCGCGGCCCUCAGCCCCCGCUCCAGCUACGCCAGCACGGCCAGCGACACCAGCAAGCACUCCAGUCCCCGCGCCAGCCUCACUAGCUACGACGGCGGCAGCAGCAAGCCCAGCAGCAACCGCACCAGCGGCAUCAGCAUGGGCUACGACCAGCGCCACGCCAGCCCCCGCUCCAGCACCGCCAGCCAGUACUCCGGCACCACCAGCCCCCGCUCCAGCUACUCGGACUCCAGGUACGGGCUGCCGGGCAAUGCCGAGCCGGAGGGGACGGGCGGCGCCGGGCUCGCCCUGGCCAGUCCCCGCUCCAGUCUCUGCAGCCCCGAGGGCCGUGUCGCGACGGGCGCCGCUGUGGUCAGUCCGCGCUCCAGCAUCUCCAGCCAGAGCUCGCGGAGCUCCCGCGGCUCCAUGAGCACCUACCCCGAGCUGCAGCUGCCCUCGCCCCGCUCCUCCCUACUGGCGCCCGGCCUGCAGGAGGACGGCGUCGUGCCCGACCUGGGGGAUGUCUACCACAAGAUCCAUGCCCAGUCCCCGCCGCGGCACGACCAGCAGCACCCGGCCGUCGCCCCCGAGGGGGGCCCCCCCUACGCCUAUAGCCCGACCAAAGGCUCCGCUCCGACGCCCAAAUUCAAGCUCCCCUACCAGGUGACGCCGUGCCGGGAGAGCGGCCCCAGCCAGGCGGAGAGACGGCUGGAGGCGCUGACGCUGGAGCUGGAGAAGGAGCUGGAGAUGCACAUGAAGAAGGAGUAUUUCGGUAUUUGCAUAAAAUGUGGAAAGGGCGUGUAUGGAGCCAGCCAGGCUUGCCAAGCAAUGGGCAACCUCUACCAUACCAACUGCUUCACCUGCUGCUCUUGUGGGAGAAGACUGCGAGGAAAAGCGUUCUACAAUGUCAAUGGCAAGGUGUACUGUGAAGAAGACUUCCUAUAUUCAGGUUUCCAGCAGACAGCAGACAAGUGCUUUGUGUGUGGACACCUCAUCAUGGAAAUGAUCUUGCAGGCCCUUGGGAAGUCCUAUCACCCUGGCUGCUUCCGCUGUGUGGUGUGUAACGAGUGUUUGGAUGGAGUUCCCUUCACUGUAGAUGUGGAGAACAACAUUUACUGUGUCAAAGACUACCACACGGUUUUUGCACCAAAAUGCGCUUCCUGUAACCAGCCGAUCCUGCCAGCACAGGGCUCUGAGGAGACCAUUCGAGUGGUGUCAAUGGACAAGGACUACCAUGUGGAGUGCUAUCACUGUGAGGAUUGCGGCUUGCAGCUGAAUGACGAGGAAGGGCACCGCUGUUACCCCUUGGAGGGCCACCUGCUCUGCCACGGCUGUCACAUCAGGCGCCUCAACAUCAAACUGCCGUCGCAUCCGCCGCCCAGCUACCCCAUGCAUGUCACCGAGCUCUGAAAGACACUGCCAGCGCCAGCAGCAGGGGAGAGAACUCUCCCAGUGACUGUAAAGAUGAGAUUCCAGUAAUGAGCACCCAACCCAGCUAUUUAUUGUUUAAAUCAGAGGUGAAGGGUCCUUUCCUGAUUCUGUCCCUAACGCAGUCGUUCCUCUGGCACCGCCGUCUACUUGAACAGAUCACUCUCCACUCAGCUGUAACUGUCGAGGGCAGCGUUUCUAAAAGCAGUGGUACAAAAGGGCUGUUCUGCACUCCCUGCUCACUGCCCUGCAGCAGAGAGUUCACCUGGACAAGGAGUGUAGAAUUACUUUCCAAAAGUUAGCACCUUAUCAUAUUGCAGCAAGUGUGAUAAGAUAAAUGCUAGCAUUUUAGCUAGUUUUGUUGAAUUCUGGUCUUAGGGAAUGCAGUCUUACAGGGGUUUUGAAACUUAGACUCCCAGUAGUGACUGUGAAGCAAACAGUGUUCUUCACAGGGCCAGUUUGAGCAUGGGUUAAUGAUGGCAUUCUGUGCAGAAGCACCAAGCCAGCUUUCCAGCCUGCAAGGUUCCACAGCUAUCCAAAGAUGAUUUAGCUUGUUAAAGAAAUACUGCAAGCACCUGCCUAAACCCAGCCUUACAGAGGAGUGAAUCCAAAAGAUUGGCACACGCAGGGGCAGAGCAGCUGAAGAAAGUGACAGACUUCUGUAAUUGCUUGUGGUAUACAAAUGUAGCCACGGCUUCAGAAUGCAUUCAUAGCAACGUGAUGAUUUGGCACUUAGCAAAAGAUUCCUCUUGUUGUCUGAUACCGGCUUAGCAAAGGCACCCUUGACGUGCUACUACUUUUUACACAGGCCUGCACUUGUUACCAACUGUAUGUUGAUAGAUUAUUAAAAGCAGAAGGGAACAGUGGGGUUUGUAUUAUCUUUUCAGCUUUGUGUUCUUUUCUAGAUGUACUUUUGAACUGAUAAUGGUGACUGUCUUCAUGGGAAAACAAAGGGCAGUUGAGCAGCAGGAGGAGCGUCAGAUCAUCGCAGCACUGGUGUUCUAAACCAAGCAUUGGCCGUAGCUAGAGUGCACACACUUGGCUGUUUUGCAUCAGCUCUCACAGUAACCUCAGAGCUCUGGGGAAAUACAAGUCUUCCAUAUAGGAAGUGAGAUGAAUCUUUUUUAUGGUUUGUUUUCUAGCAUGUGUCCAUGAUUUAGAUGCAAACCACACAUCUGUAUGUUCCACAAAUUCGGUGCCUUCUCAGGAGAGUUGAUCCAGCCUUCCUGAAUUUACGUUUUAAAACAAAUCCAUCAUUGCUAGCUUUAGCUGUAUCCAAAUUACAACAACAUAAAAAUUCUUCUGCUCCAAAGGAAGUGGAACUAACCAGUCCAGGUUCUCUGCACGUGUAAGUUGGGACAUCUCUGUGCCAGUUCUCAGCACGCUGAGACUCUGCCCGAUCCACUCGGCAGCCUUCCUGCGCUAAAGGCAGCCUGAGGAGCCAGCCGCUCUCCUCUCUGGCACCACCACUGCAAUUCAGUUUCUUAUGCCUCACUGACUUUUUGAAAGCCAUUUGUGAUGCCCUCGAAUAGUACAGAGAGCACCCAAUGGCCACUGAUUCCUAAGUGGAAUAAUUAACUCCCUUAACAGAACUUUUUGAUAGUUUAGACUUUCCUUCUGCAGGAAAAGGGGUGGGGGUGAGGGUGGCGAGAAGAAUUCCUAUGAGCUGCUGGUUUUCUGUUAGUGAAGGACAAGAGGUAUGUGUCCUGAACUGCUGCCAGGCUGCUGCUGGCCUAGAUUAACCUGCCCUGCUGAAUGCUCCUUGGCAAGUCAGAUGCUCCUUUAGAAAGUCAGCUCCUAAUUAAAAUCUCUCUGUUUAUAAUGAACAUAUUUAAUGCGAUAGCCAUCUUCCGCACAAAUACAUUGCAACCCAUGUCCCACUGCUGACCUAGGAGGUCUGGCCUGCAAGCUAGAGGACAGUGGGAGUGUGCACACUGCUGCUUUUGCAAACUUCACCUCUGUGUUCACAGUGACCAGCCCAGCCUCAGAAGGAAGUAAUUCAGACAGUUGCCUCUUGCCCAAAGAGUGGGUGCUGGAAAAGGGGGGAAUAAAAUGGUUUCAACUGGAUUGUCUGACCAGCUCCAUUCCUUAUGGAAGAUAUCAGAGCUUCAGGAUAAACUCUUCCUAUCAGCUGCAAUAUAAUACUUCCAUCAUUUAAGGAAGCUACUUUGGACCACACUUAGCUUUGGGGUAUUUUUACUUUGCUUGUCUUUACCUUCUUAAGUUGUGUUCCUGAAUACAGAUUGUAAUCAUUCGGAUGCACAGGGAGGGUUUGUGUCUGUUCCCCAGAGCAGAUCAUCCCAUAGCAGUACUCAUUGCACUGGGAAAAGGCUUUGCUUUACCAGCAAGGAAGCAGAACCUUCAGAGUCAGUGGCCAGAGAUGAAGGUGACUUAGUCUGGUGUUCAGCCCAGUCUUCUGCCAGUCCCCUCCUUAGCACUUUGCCUCUUUCAUUGGCAAGUUGAGGUUCCACUCAACACAGCAGCCAGCACACCACCCAGCAUGUACGUACCUGCCCUUCCUUGGGUUGGCGCUCGUCCUGUAGAACAUGGUUAAUUCCAUUUCGUGCCCUGUCAGUCUCUUGUAGCUCUACUCACUUCCAGUGUUCAGCAUCACCCUGGUAAAGCCUGAAAGGUAAGGUUUCAACCUAGGCUAAGCAACCUGGUUAAACUCAGGCAGCAGCAGCUGUUGCAGGGUUUCCUAUGGGCAGGUGCAUUCCAUUCUGUAUGAUCAAGCACAGCUUUGGCUUUCCAGCCUUUAGGAGGAAAACUGGAGCUCCAGGGAAAUUUGCCAGGGGUUGGUUGUUGGUUUGAUUUUUUUUGGGGGGGUUGUUUUUUAAUUAAUGAAAAAGAAAGGCAAAUGUAAAAUAAUGUUGUGCUGUACUCUGUAGUGCUGGAGACAGCUUCUGCACGUUGUGCCUCUGCUCUGGGGAGUUACGGACGUGAGAAGGGGAGGCUUCCUCCCAUGCUUUUCUGCAGGAGCCUUCUCAUGGCCAAGCGGUUCAACACAGAUGCAAGCGUCUGAGGUCAUUUUAUGCUGUGAUUGGUCUGGAGAAGCCUUUGCUGUACCUUCAGAAUAUUUCCCUCAAGUUGAAACAAUACCAGCUUGUUCUCGUUGGCAUCAGGGCUGCACCUUUCCCUUUUGGUGAGGCCUGGUACCGGGUCCCCGCAGCACAGAGCUGCUGGGGGCCUUUCAGAGUCCCCCGUGCGCGGGAGGACACGUUCCAAAGAAAGGACCAAAAGAACAAUUUGAGCACAACCCGAGAGAAUGCACUCAGAUAAUGGAGCUUUCAGAGAGGGUUUGUUUGGGUUUCUUUCCUUUUCCUUUCACUCCUGUGCACGUGUGUAUAUAUUUUGUAAGGUGGAGCUUCAAAAGGAAAACACGGUUAGAGGAGCUCUUUAAGACCAGAAAUUCCAGAGUAGUUAAGUAAACCAAAGCUCUAAAGGAGACAAAAGCUGCUUUCUUGUGUUUCAAGAAAAGUUUAAAGGUUUGUGAUUCAUCCUGUAACUAAUGCCAUAACUAGAGUAUAUAAUUUGACUUAAAUUAAGUUUUCAUUUGAGAAAUAUUUUCAUUUUCUUUAAAAGAAUAUAGUUUUCUUCCAAGAACUUGGACCGACGUUGGGUUUUAUUUUGUAGGAGAUAUAUAAAGUCCCAGUUUGUAUAUCAUGUGACUAGUUUACAUGCUGAAAAUACACCCUAGGUUAACUAUUUUUGUACAUACAGCCUUGUAAAACCUUGCCGUCUGCUUCUGUCUUUUAGUCUCUAGAGUGACUUUGUGGUUUUGUGUUUUCAGUGUUUUGAUUCCCUUGAUUGUUGAAGAAAAAGAAAGAAUUGGGAAAUGUAGAUUUAUUUAUCUGAAGAAGAAGCUACUUGCUAUCAUCCUAAGUUAUUUAAUAUUAAAGUCAGAAGUUCCAUUUAACCUUAGAUGCUAUUAUCUGCUUUUUUCAAUAAAGACAUUUUGUAGUUUUCUUUGA
Pogoniulus pusillus (Red-fronted tinkerbird) is the source of this 7585-nucleotide messenger RNA. RefSeq names its product WT1 interacting protein (gene WTIP). The coding region runs from base 1482 to 3596 and encodes 704 amino acids. The record is from RefSeq and is a predicted model, not a curated record. Gene Ontology annotation, molecular function: transcription corepressor activity. The transcript is spliced from 8 exons. NCBI's taxonomy places the organism in Eukaryota, Metazoa, Chordata, Aves, Piciformes, Lybiidae. Gene Ontology annotation, biological process: regulation of DNA-templated transcription; positive regulation of miRNA-mediated gene silencing; cytoskeleton organization. Gene Ontology annotation, cellular component: adherens junction; transcription regulator complex; nucleus.